This is a messenger RNA of Phlebotomus papatasi, 711 nucleotides long. RefSeq names its product DNA replication complex GINS protein SLD5 (gene Sld5). Bases 1 to 651 code for a protein of 216 amino acids. The record is from RefSeq and is a predicted model, not a curated record. The transcript has a single exon. Gene Ontology annotation, biological process: double-strand break repair via break-induced replication; DNA-templated DNA replication. Lineage: Eukaryota; Metazoa; Arthropoda; Insecta; Diptera; Psychodidae. Gene Ontology annotation, cellular component: GINS complex.
AUGGAAGACACAGAACCUGCAAUCACCAAUGGAUACGAAAGUAAUGAAGAAGAAGAGCCAAUAACAGCACAAAAAGUAUUGGAGAUUCUGGAGAAAGCCUGGCUCAAUGAGAAACUCUCGCCAGACAUCCUCCCGCAUCAGACUGAAAUGCUGGACCUUAUGCUGAGUCAGCUGGCAUACAUGGAGGAGAGUACUAAGCAAUUGGACAAGAAUGACUUUCGCUCAGUGGCCCAUAGGAUGGAAUUGGAGAGGAUUCGCUAUCUCAUUGCCAGUUACUUGCGGUGUCGGCUGAAUAAAAUUGAAGGAUUCACACAGGCCAUCAUCAGAGACGAAGAAUCUCGGAGGGUUACGGACAAGAGGCUAUCUGACGAGGAAGCAGCCUUUGCAAAUGAAUACCUCAGUCACAUGGAAACCCAUUUUCAGCAACUUGUUCUUCGACAUCUUCCCCGGAGCUUUCCAGAUGACCCUAGAAAGAGGAUUGUGCAGCCUAAUCUCGACAGUCACGUCUUCAUCCGUGCCAAUGAGAAUGUUGAUAGCGUAGUGCUCAGAGAUGAUGAGGAGGAAGUGGACUUGGAACAGGGCUCACAACACAUUGUACCCUACAAAUUGAUUGAGGAUCUCGUACUAAAGGGAAAGGUGGACUUGAUCUGAAAAAUUGUACAGAGUUUUAUUGUAAUCCCCAAAAUUUACAUAUAAAGAUUUGAAUCUGUA